GCAGCCUAAUGCAGAACUUUCUAACUUUAAGCUAUGUUAAAAUGUUGUGUCUCAGGUCCUGCCACAUUGGCUACGCGUGUUGGGGAGAGAAAGGGGGUGGCACCCUUCAGUUAAAACCUGCAAGGGGCCGCUGAAGCCUCAAGGUACUGUGCAAAAAUCCAGUUUAUCCGUAGGUAAGGCUGGUCCUGCUGAGAACAGUAAUAGGCUGUUUACUGAAGACUGGGCGGGGAAAGCCACUCUCUGGUAUGACAAGCUUGGACGGGGUUGUACAACUUGUAGUUCCUCACUGCUGAACAGCAACAGCCUUUGCAUGUCCGCAGUCUGGGUUAAAAGGAGACAAAGACGGAUACAUCUUAAACCAAUGCACUUUAAUUUAUUAUAAAACUUACCGAAUCGACAAGGAGUAACAGGAUGCAUUUAUUUAACUACAUUUUGCACUGAAGGAAAUGUAUACGCGUUAGCCACCAGAAGCACGAUCUGUGAAGCUCUGAUUAUAGUUAAAGUUGAAAACGCUGCGUGGAUUAAAGACUCGAGUUUUGUUGGAAUAGUCCGUUAUUAUAGCGCUUUAAGAAUGCAGCAUCAUUUGGAGCUGGGGGCUCAUUAUUUCCCACCAGAACCCCAUCCUGACCACAGGUCCCAUCGCUACAGGAGUUUUAUGAUCGAGGAGAUCCUGACUGACCACCCGGACCACAAAGUUUCAGCCCCCGCGGGAGAGUUGCUCAAGUUUGGAGUGCAGGCUCUGUUGUCAGCGAGACCCUACCACAAUCACUUAGUUCUAAAGGCAGACCAGUCUAGUGUUUUUAAAUUCCCCAUGGCCCCUCUGUCCUGCUCGCUGGGCGCUCCUCUCGGAUCGGCGCUGUUGUCCGGGGGAUCGAGUUCUCAUCACCUGCCAUUGGACCUUCACCUUCGGAGUAAACUGGACCCGGGGUCAGAUCUAACCAACAAGUCAAAAAAAGGCAGGAGAAGUCGGACUGUCUUUACUGAAUUACAGCUAAUGGGGCUGGAAAAAAGAUUUGAGAAACAAAAAUACCUCUCAACACCAGACAGAAUAGACCUUGCAGAAUCACUGGGUCUCAGUCAACUGCAAGUAAAAACAUGGUACCAGAACAGAAGAAUGAAAUGGAAGAAAAUAGUUUUGCAAGGUGGAGGCCUGGAAUCACCCACCAAACCUAAAGGGCGCCCCAAGAAAAACUCAAUUCCAUCCAGUGAACAGCUUUCAGAGCAAGAACGAUCAAAAGAAGCAGAGCGACAGUCAGAAGGAUCUUCUUCGUCACAUUCGGACGUCAAUCAGGAGGAAUAAACUGAUAUCCUGCUGCAGACCGUCAGCGUGUGGACUAAUGAGACAGUAGCAAUCAAAUGCCUUCUCAAAUGAGAGGAAACUGUGAUUGCACCUCCGCCGCUUGCAGUCUGGAACUAAUAUAAUAACUGAUGUGCCAUAUCUUAUAUUGUAAGUAUUGUAAGCGUCUAGUUUUUUUUUUUUUUCGCAAUAUGGACCCUUCAUUUGUUUGUUUUUUUUUGUUUGUUUUUUGUGGGGUAAACUCAUAUGAUGCAAACCUAUACAUUUGUUUACAGUGGAGGAUACAAAACAAAUUACUUUAAUUGAAGAAGAUAAGUCUAUGGUCAGUAGAUCACAGCUUUUUUAAUUUCCAAUAUAUUUAAGGGUAUUAUUUCUGACCCUCACAUGAACACACAUUUUCUUCCUAUAAAAUAGUCUAUGCAUUUCACCAGAGAGUGUUUUCUUUUUUUUUUUUCAAGAAACUGCAAGCAUCGAGUAUUUGUAUUGUUUCUGUUCUGUGGUAGGCUCUAUUUUUUUACAUACUGUAUAUGCAAUAAAAAAGGUACUUAAUGCUAGCUGUAAUAAGCGGAAGAGUUAUUGGGGCAUUCCUUAUUUAAAUAUAUUUAUAUAACAUUAUACAUAAGGUCAUGGCAGUUAGCCAGUAGGUAGGGUUCUGUUUAUAUUCAAAUGUGCCCAAUUUUCUUGAAUGUCAUUAUCAGUCUACUGUAACAAAUUGAGAUAAACUGUAAAUAACACCGGUCUCAUUUCGCUCUUCUAGCCUUUCGAUUCCCUACAUUGCCUGCAUGAUGUUUUCUGUUCUGUUUGGUUUCUUGUUAUAAAAUAAAUAUUUCUAUAUUUUAAAUCACCCUUUAACUCAUAUGUUACUUACCUUUUUUUUUUUUUCUUAUUUCACACAACGCUUAUGAACUUCUAAUUAUUUAGAUUAUUAUUCUUGUUUGAAAAGCACGUCAUUUCCAAAUACUGCCUAUUGUUACAUUUGUAAAAAAAACAGUGGUCAAUGCAAAGAAAGGGCAUUUGUUAAAGCACU
Polyodon spathula (Mississippi paddlefish) is the source of this 2324-nucleotide messenger RNA. RefSeq names its product BARX homeobox 1 (gene barx1). Gene Ontology annotation, cellular component: nucleus. Gene Ontology annotation, biological process: regulation of transcription by RNA polymerase II. Bases 572 to 1300 code for a protein of 242 amino acids. The record is from RefSeq and is a predicted model, not a curated record. Gene Ontology annotation, molecular function: RNA polymerase II transcription regulatory region sequence-specific DNA binding; DNA-binding transcription factor activity, RNA polymerase II-specific. NCBI's taxonomy places the organism in Eukaryota, Metazoa, Chordata, Actinopteri, Acipenseriformes, Polyodontidae. The transcript has 4 exons.